AUGCAAAUUAGCAUAGUAGCGAUUCAUGGCAUCGGCGCUCACCCAGACGAUACUUGGACGAAACGUGUCGAGACUGAAGAUGGCAAGGCGGCAUACAUCAGCUGGCUUACUGAAGGGCGGAUGCUACCUGCGGUGGCUACAAAUGCGCGAAUCAUGCGUUAUGGCUACAAAUCCAAUUGGUUUGGCAAGAAGCCUAUGCAGGCCAAGGAGUUCAAUUAUCGCCCGCUGAUCUUUAUUACCCAUUGCUUUGGCGGCCUCAUUGCGCUCAAGGCAUCAGUGCUGGCACGGAAUGACGAAGAAGAUUGGAGACCUAUCUUCAAGUCCACGAUCGGCCUUCUUACUCUCGGAACACCUUUCAGAGGUGCCGACGGAAUGCAAUACCGGGAAAUUGUGGAGGCGGCGUUGAGAGAGUACACCGAAGACGAAGUUCGAGCUGAGACUAUUGACGUCUUGCAGCGCGAGAACGAAACACUCAACGACCUUGUCACCGAGUUUUGUAAAAUACACAAGAGAGAGGGCCAUGCUCAGAUAGCCUGCUUCUACGAGACGGGUUACACGGACGUGGGCAAAGUAGUAGGGGGCGAGCAACGGAUCAGACUUCUAGUCACCGAAAGCUCAGGUCGUCUCGACUUUGCUGACAAUGGCUCGAUCGCGAGGGACCAUUUUGAGAUGAACAAGUUUGAGGAGCCGGGCGAAGAAGACUUCAUGCUAGUCAUGAAAGCGCUGAAGAAGAUGAUUAGAGGUGCGAAUUUACGAAUGCUGAGUCUUUCCGCAUCUGGAAACGCUGAGUAA
Molecule: messenger RNA, 792 nt
Organism: Alternaria infectoria
Lineage: Eukaryota; Fungi; Ascomycota; Dothideomycetes; Pleosporales; Pleosporaceae
Exons: 4
Coding region: 1-792 (263 amino acids)
Source: RefSeq, a predicted model, not a curated record